UAUUUAGCGCAAAUCAAGGCUCAUAUAUUUCAUUUCCCCGCAAGAAAAUUUCUUGGGCUUAAACUUUACGCCCUCUUAAUUUGUCAUCAAUCUUCUUCACCUGCCCUUUCCCAUGUUCUUCUUACUAACAAACAACUCAGUCUCACCUAUAUAAAUAAAACUGGAUCUCUAACAAUUACUUCCUCAAGGCACUUAAAGUGUUAUUUGAGGGAGACGCAUGUUUCAUUAAACCUUCUCCCCACCUUACCUAUUUUAUCAUAUAUGGCUGUUGACCUACAAACUAGUGACUCAUCACUUCCUUAUGAUUCGUUACUCCCACCAUCAACGGACUUUACUCACUCCAACAACUUCAACGGCUCAGAUUCAAAUCCACAUAUACUAAUCUCCCCUCAAUUUGGAUCCCGUACAUAUUCAACAACACCUCAUUCUACACAGCCACAAAAAAUUGACGACGAUCUCUUUGAUGAGUUAACCAUGCUUCAACAAGAAGAUCACAAAUUCGAUUCUUCUGACAUUGAUUCCGACGAUUGGGAACCGUUGAAGCCAUUGGACUCAGUUAGUUGUUGGUCUCAAUCAUCUGUAUGGUCACCGUUGUGCUCCAAUCAGGGAAGCUCUGAAGGUUCUUUAUCACCUAAGGAACCAUCUGAGUCUGCAAAUAGCCAUGAUUCUGAUUGCUACGACGUUCUUAAGAUGCUUGAUAAAAUGAAAUUCGAUGAAAGUGAUGACAGUUCCAAAUCUCAUCAUGUUGGAAUUUGUUCAUCAAAUCAAUAUCUCCUCAACGAACAAAUUCGAGCUAAUCAAUUGUCACGAGUAAGGCAAGAGCAGAUUCUGUCAUUACAACAAAAACUUACGGCUUAUAGAGAAAGCAAUGGUCAUGUAUCUCCACAAUUUCAGAAGAAGGGUAAAGGGACUGAUGUUGGAAAUGGGAUGGGUGGUUUGCAACGGACCGGUUCUUUGAACCAGCAGGCCGGUUCGGAUAAGCCGCUUUCUCAGGGAGAUACCGGUUCAAAAGGCACGUCAUGUGGGACGGGUGUUUUCUUGCCACGUGGUGGAGUUAGUGCUAGGUUUCAGUCAACUAGUAAGAGACCAGGUAAAGGUUGCUCCACUGUUCUUAUACCUGAGAGAGUAGUACAAGCUUUGCAACUCCACUUUGAUCAAAUGGCUGCCACGUCUGGACCCAAACCUCGUGGCUUCCCUCCCCUACAUGAUGUUUUAGUGAGUACUAAUAGGGAUGGCAUGUAUUCUCUACAGAAACGCCAAUCAAGGAAGAAUCAAACACAUGUUCAGAAUGACAUGAUUCUGCCUGGAGAGUGGACCUAUUGAAAUUGCAGACUGUAGUAGAUCCAUUUGUAGCUUCUUUUUCAUUAGUUUUAUAACAAAUUCAUGUUAAAAAUGUGUGGUUUCUGCCAAUUAAAGCAGAAUAAAUAAAGUAGUAAUAAAGAAAAGCUGCUUGAAGAGGAAUAAAUAAAUUCCCUAAAUGGCUAAAUCUUGCUUCAGAUUCAUUAGAUUAAGAUAUAGGGAAUUUACUUUGGAUUGUAAUAUUGUAUCAUGAGUAGAUAUAUAUCUUUUUUUUUGGCUCUA
Trifolium pratense (red clover) is the source of this 1581-nucleotide messenger RNA. RefSeq lists its product as uncharacterized. The record is from RefSeq and is a predicted model, not a curated record. The coding region runs from base 262 to 1323 and encodes 353 amino acids. The transcript has 5 exons. Lineage: Eukaryota; Viridiplantae; Streptophyta; Magnoliopsida; Fabales; Fabaceae.